UAUUCAUGAUAACGUAUAGAAAGAAACAAAAAUGAAGAAAUUGUUUGGAUCUAACCAACAAAGUUCUCAUGUCGGAAAGACUUUUCAAGUUGGGCGUUUCAGCCUAACAGUGGAGGAUGUUAUUGCUGAAGGAGGGUUUUCGGUGGUUUUCCUGGUGAAAUCCUCAACUGGAGGGCGUUUUGCUCUCAAACGCAUGUAUGUCAAUAAUGAAAAGGACUUGGCAGUUUGUCAGAAAGAAAUCAAAAUUGCAAAAGACCUAAGUGGUCAUAAAAAUAUCAUCCGCUACAUAGAUUCCAGCGUCUCUGCAAUGCCGAACAAGGUGUAUGAAGUACUUUUACUCAUGCAAUAUUGCAGAGGAUCUGUGAUACAACUGAUGAAUGACCGAUUGUCCAUUGGCUUCAGUGAAAAAGAGGUUUUGAAAAUCUUCUGUGAUGUGUGUGAGGCUGUAUCUCGCCUCCAUCACUGCCAGACGCCCAUCAUUCAUCGGGAUCUUAAGGUGGAGAACAUAUUGAUUGGGGAAGGGGGCAACUAUGUCCUCUGUGACUUUGGCAGCUGCACAGGAAGAGUGAUGAAUCCAGAACAACAGAAAAUCCCGCAAUUAGAGGAUGAGAUACAAAAAUACACUACUCUAUCUUAUAGAGCCCCAGAAAUGAUCGAUUUAUAUGGAGGCAUUGCUAUCACCACAAAAGCUGAUAUGUGGGCUCUUGGGUGCUUGCUGUACAAGUUAUGUUUUUUUACUUUACCUUUUGGCGAGAGUUCCCUUGCUAUUCAGAGUGGUAACUACUCCAUACCAGACAACUGUCGAUAUUCACGGGGUCUCCAGUCUUUAAUCGCAUAUAUGCUUGAAAAGGAUCCUAACAAAAGGCCAGACAUUUUCCAGGUUUCCUACAUAGCAUUCCAUUUAAUAGGAAAAGAAAAUCCAGUGCCAAACAUGAAUUCAUCCCCCCUCCCUGAUGUCAGUACUCUUCCAGUGCCUCCAUCUGAAUCAGAGGCAAAACAGAUCAAAAUGACAGGCCAGAAGACUGUUGCAUCUGGUGGUGUUGAAUCAACAACUGUGGCACCUAGGCAACGACCUAGGGGUCAGAAUGUUCCACAGACUGCAUCUUUGGGAUUGCCUAUCUCAACCACAAUAACUCCUCGUAAACGACCUACAGCUAGCAAUCCAAAUACUCCUGUUGAUGUCCAGCAGCCCACCCCUUCUCCGCAGUAUGGAGGUCAGUACCUGACACCAUCGUCCCAAUUCCCAGGUUCUCAACAACCAUCACCACAGUUUCCAGGACAGCCUCCACCACCUGCUGCUCCCUAUCCCCCACCCCAAGGCUAUGUACCACCUCUCAGCUUUGGCAGUGUACAGUAUAUCACACCGCAACAGUAUGCCAUGAUGCAGCAACAGCAACAGAUGCAACAACAGCAGCAGCAGAUGCAACAAAAUCAACAGAAGCAGUUCCAUCAGCAAAAGCUACAACAGUAUUCUCAGCCUAUGACAGAGAGCUUAGUUGAUGGUUUAAGCACCAGUUCCAGCUCCACCAAUAAUAUGCAGACAGGACAGUUGAUAGACAUUGAUGAUUUAGCUGCAAGCAGUUCUGGCAGUAGCAGCCAUAGAAGUGCCUCCGCCUCACAACUGCAAGAUACAAGCCCCCCUGCCAAUGCACUGGAGGAGGUGUUUAAGCAACCAGCAGUCCCAUGGGCCAAGUCAUCAGAAAAUAAUAAAGGAGAUCUCAACAAAGAUCUAAUUCCAUUAACUAGCCCAAAAAUAACUAGGCACAGGCGCAAUGUCAGUGAUACUUCCUUUUUGACAAUGGGAGGGAAAGGGAGUGCUUUCAGGGCAUACCAUCCUGGAGGAAGUGGUAUGCUUUGCGCACCAAAUGAUUUAAAGUCGAAAUCAGCAACCACAACUCCCAUCAGCUCUCCCCCUCCUAUAGGACAGUCACAGUUUGGUCGGCCACUUUCUACAGAUCUGGCUGAAUGGAAUCCAUUUGAUGAUAACUUUGGCAACGAAACAGAAGACAUGAUGUUUGGUGAAGAGUUUGAUAAAAUUCGUAGGGGCUCGAAUACCAGUAUUUCCAAUGUCAAGAGCCGGGAGGAUCUUGUAAUGUCAGGCUCGGAUUCUUCUGAUCCUUUUGGCAAUGCACCUUUCAAGAAAUCUGGGGCUUCCGGACAUGGUGACAGCUCAGAAGAAGAGACUAAUGUGGAUGAGCAAGAACCACGAUCCAGAGAUUUUCUUGGAGGAAGUCAGAUAAAAGCAGCAUUAGGACGCUCAAAAUACCAGCAGCUGGUAGACACAGAUGAAUCAGAAGAUCGAGAUGAACAUCCUCGAGACGACUUGAAUCUGGAGCUGGAUAGACUUAGAGAAGAUUCUACAAAAGACCAGGUGGAAUCCCUCUCUUCGUAUGCUGAAGAUGAAGAUGAGCAGGGCAGAAAUAAUGAUGUGGGUGAGAGAAAUGACUUUGGCUAUCAGGAGCUUGACGAUGAGUAUGGAUCUCGACCAGUAAAAGCAGGUAUCAGUAAGAGGUGGGAUAAUGAGGCCUUGCCAAACAUCUCUUCACAAAGUGGACAGCGAGUGGAAGGGAGAGAUGUGGCCCUAGGAGAUGUGAGUGGAUCAGGUAGUGGCAGAGUUGGUGCUGAUAGAGUAGUUGGACAUGAAUAUGGUGUGCGGCCCUUGCUGGAAGAUGAUGAGCUGCAGCUUGCAUAUGGCUUGCAGCAGACUGGUGUUUCCAAACCUCUUCCUAAUGCAGAAGUCUUGGAUUUUGUGAACACCGGCAGUAGCAUUCUGAUUUCUUCCCAGAUCUCUUCUCUCUCUUCACCUCAUGAUAACUUAGUUGGUGAUGUUUUUGCUGCUGCUCCUUUCCGGAAGAACAGCAAACGAAGGACACCUUCCAGCAUGCUGGGGACAGGUAGCUCAUCGGCCCAGCCACAGGGCAACGUCUUUGCUUUGGCCCCUUUCAAACAACGGUCUAGUGGCCAGAGCCAGGAGUCAUCAAAAACGGUAAGCCCAGCAGACAGUACCACUCUUAGCCAGACAACAUUGACAGCGCAAAGCCCAGACAGCGACAUCUUUGGCAAUGCACCUUUUGGGGGAAAGCACACACCUAGUUCUACAGCCACAGGACCUUCAUCCAACACUGUGUCUCCGCAGGCGGAGGAUUUGACGGUAUGUACUCCUGAUGAUGCUGUGACUGCUUCUGGUGCUGCUGGAGCUCAUAGCAGAGCCCUUCAUCCAAUGUCACUCAGCCCUGACACUUCCCUCUCAGCUCAUGCUUUCAUAACACCCUCCUGCCCUCUGCCUUCCAGACCUACUCAACUCCAUCAAGUGCCUGCAACUAUUCCUAAGCCUCCAUUUUCUGCAGAAGAUCCUUUUGGGGCUGUCCCUUUCAACCAUGCGGUGAAGCAAAGUAGAAAGGGGGGAAAACCAGGAAAUGCAUCCAACUUUGUGUCACUUUCGGGGCCCUUGAAGGCUAAGCUGCCUCUGAGUGCCAUUGAGAAGUCAGUGGAGAUGGCGAAGCAUGUUGGAUCUCAGGGAGACUGGGUGCAAGAGGCCAGGGACACAUUUGAACUUGACACCCAGUACACAUGGAAACAAACAUCUGAUCAACUGGCUGAAGCAGAAGAUCAGAUACCGAUGGUAGACAGCGCAGAAGUGAGGGAUUCUGGCCAGUACCAGCGACUGAAGACUCGCAACAAGCGGACCAACCGAGACAUUCCCAGCCGCGAUGUUUCCAGUGCAGCUUUCUCCAACAUGAGUUUCAAUGAUGAGGACGAAGGAGAGCUUGACUCGCCUACCCAGGAACAGGGGAAAGAUCUUUCAUUGAUGGGGUCUGGGGCACACCCAGCUAAUAUGGGGGCUUCCCACUCCAUCCAGAACUUGCACAUCUCCAGUAUCCGACACCCAGCUUAUGCCAAAGGCAACUCUCCACCAGUCGUCACCAAUGCCUCCUCAGAAUCCCUUAAAGUGUCUUCAGGUGGUUACGACUGUGGAACAUGGCCUCGCAAACAUAAACGCUUGCCUCCAGGGGCGACUGCUGAGCCGUUCACUGUGAAAAAGAAAUAAAUAUUAUCAUGAGAUGUUUGCCCGUUACACACCCAAUUCUAGAGGUGAGAACUUCCUGAGGUUUUGUGGUUUAACUCGGUCAUCUUCUCCAUAAAAGCCGAGACCAAAGUUUUAUUGUGAUUUGGAUGCGUUUUUUGUGAGGUGAUGGCAUAACAGAUUACUUGAUCUGAAGGCUUACUUAAUGGUAUUUAACAUCCAGUCAAAUAAUAUGGAAUCUGUUUUCUCAUGGCAGAAGUGUAGGCUUCUCAACAGUUUUGUGAUUUUAAGGAAAUGGUUUUGUGGUGAUGUUUUCUUCUUUUUAUGAAAAAUGGCUGCUUAUGAAAUGAACUGCUAGCAAGACGUUUUUAAUGUUCCUCUUUCAGUAUACAUUUAUUUUUUAGUGACACUAAAGUGACUAGGUGUUUAGCUUUCUGCAUGAAAUUAUUUUACUUUACCAUUGUUUAGGUGUGAAGAACUGAUAAGAAAGCAACUUUCAGCAGUAUUUUUUUUUUUAACCAGGAAUGUUAAAACAUGGACAUAUUUUGUCUGUUGAAAAUGGUAGAUUUUAUUUUCAUUUUUAAUCAAAAUUACAGCAUGGUGAAGUAUUGAGUCACUGAGGCAGAGGGCAGAAACUAAUGUUAUACUUAAAAUUUUAACAUUAGCUCAUGAGCUGUAAAUCAUAAAAACGUUAAAAAUUUUACCCAUAACCUGUCAUCAUCAAUGCUUGAGAGUUACAUGUGGUUUCUGCACAAUUUGCAGAACCAAGCCAUAGCCAGUGGUUGUGACUAAUUCAGAUCUUUGCUUUAGGAUAUUUCUCUUGUGGGAAGGUAAAUAUAAAGAGAUACUCAGGCUGUAUUGCCCAUAUGGAAGGCUCUGAGUGUCCAUUUUAUUAGGGUGAGUCUUAAUGGCAUUUUAUUGGGUUGGGAGUGUAUAAGUUCAUGCUGUUGAUAUUGUUGAAAGUUAGCAAAUGUAUUACAUUUAGUGUGGGUUCUUAUGUUGGUGGGUUUUUUUUUCGGAGAAGUAGAAUUUUGCAUUACAAAGUUCUUAAAAUUCUUCUUUCUUUUUAAGCUUUAUACUUCUUUUAAAAAUUGUUUCAUUAUUUAUUGUUGAGUGUUAUGUUUUAUGGCUAUUAUUCAUAAUGUUCUAGACAUAACAACACAUCAAUGCUGAAGAGAGGAAAUCUUCGCUAUUAUUUAUCUGAUGUGCACUAUGAUCUAUCAAAAAAAGCCUGCAAUUUCUGAAAUUAUUAAAAUAGGCAAAUUUAAUCAGCAGUAUCUUUGUUUUAAAAAAUUAAAUGAAAACAAUACUGUUGAAGCCACAUAUUGCUUUAGAAGUAAGUGUAGAAUGCACAAUUGUCCUCACGGCAUUAAAACUGUCAAAUGGUAUCAACAUAGAGAAUAGCAUGGUCUUGACUGGUUGCAAGAAACCCACGAUUUUUUGAAGCAUGAAGCAUGUGGAAACAUUUGAAGUGUUGAAACGCUCUUCAUGAAAGUAUGCACAUAGCAAAUCUAGCACACAGACUGUGUUCUUAAUCAUAUAAGUGUGAGCAUGUGUCUGUGUGCUGUGCAGUGUGUGUUCAUGUUUGUGUGUGCGUUCAUGACAGUGCAUUUAAAGCCUAUCCUAAAAAGGUAUGCUCAUGUGCCUGUAUGUAAAGUGCUUUUAUGUUGGGGACAGUCAACUUAUAAAUCUGCUUAUUAAAUAUAGUAUACAAUACAUGGUAGUCAGUUUAUCAUACAAAAAGGUACGUGUGCACUUAUAUGUAGGUGUGUAUGUGCAUGGGUGUAGGCAUGGGAAUUCACAUUUUGUUUUGGUAAGACUCCGUAUCUUGGUGGUUAGUGUGCUACCAGAAGCAAAAAAAAAAAAGGUUUGAGGCUCGCUAUAGCUUGUAGUUGGAGCCAACUGUUAUAUUUCUUCACAACCUGACAGUGUCUGAAUCGCUGGAGAUGUUGUGUCGGUAGAUGUGGAUCUAUCUAUCUAUUCCUCUUUGUGCAUCAGGUUGCACAUAAGGCCUCAACCAGAGUUCACCACUGAUGUUGAUCAGCUGAAACGCGCCCUAGGUGACCCCAUGUCCAGCCCUUUCCUUUCAUCUCCCUUUCAACUGUUCUUCUCCAAGUUGGUAGAUGUGGAUGCCCCUGAGAAAUUCUUGUGAGCACUAAUCUUUAAACAAACUCUCAGCAGAUCCCUCAUUCUCUCUCCUACUUUCUUUUUCCUUCCCCUCACUCCAUACAUGAAAGCAAUCAGAAGCAAUGCAUUUUGACUGAUUUUUGUACUAUGUAUGAGCAGUUAUCUUUUCUCCUUUUGUCUUUCAUCGCUGUUGUAUGCCUGCAUGUACUCACACAGAGAGAGAGACUAGCAAUAGAAAUUUGAAUUUUUUAGAUGUUAUGGGGAGUGAAAGAAUCAUAAACAAGAAUGUGAAAUUCUGGAGAUUCUAGCUGUUACUAAGAUACUGACAUGCUGCCUCUUCGAUUCCUUCUGUAUAGGCAAAUGAAAAGGAUAACAUUUCUGUUGUUCCCUUUUUGUCAGUUGUGUGAUGACCAUAGGCAAUGAUUAUGCUGAUGACCAUUGUUACUCAAUUUUGUUCACAAAAUUGGAAUGUGUGCAUGUGGUUAUAUAUAUAUAUACACAUCAGCGUAGGUGUGGUGUUUUGCAAGUAAAGCCAUUUUUUCGAGUGUAUUGUGAUGAUGGUUGUGGUGUGUCUUGUAACAAUGCACACUACAUUUUAAGCCUGCACUGUUAUGAACUGUCAUUGUUUUGGUUAACUUGACAAAAAGUUUGUUCUCCUGUUGAUCUUUUUUGAAAUAGUGCCGAUUCAUAUUGUGAUAAUUUAUAUAUGUAAAAACGUGUAUGCAAAUUUGGAGGUGGCCAUAAACAUCACUUUGAUAAUAUUGGAGGUAUACUUAAUCUGCUCUCUGCUUUCAACCUUCAGUUUUUGAUAAACUUCUUUUUCUGUUGAUACAUUUAGUCAUGUUUCUUUUGCUUGAUACAUCAGUUGCAUCUUGCAUAUUUCAGUCAACAGACCUGAAAAGUUGGAUUUAUUUUUUAUUUUUAUUUUAUUUAUUUUGUUUCAAGGCGUGGAGAGUUUUUAUUUUUAUUUUAAAAAUGGCCAGAAAAUGCAGCACACAACAGGUUUUGAUUUUGGAUGCAACACCUAGUUUACACAUGACUGUCAUUUCUAUGCUUCACAGAAAUGCAGAAAGAGCUUCUGCAGCAUGAUUUCUUGGGCUUCUAUCACUUUUUAAUCAGACAUGCAGAGAGCUGAAGAACGAUAUUUUUUUUAAGGUGCUGAAAAACAGUUCUUUUUUUGAGGAGGUUGAGAAGAGUGUGUAUGCUGUGCUUUUUCAUCACACAGAUUCUCCCAUGUUUUUCUAUGGUGCCUGACAGAUACAUUUUCAAUGCUGGUUAUGUGUACAUAUUUCCUGAUUUAUUCCAUUAUUUGCUAGUUUUUCACUUUCUUUAACCUUCUUAGAAAGUAUAUGUGAAAGUGACAGCAUGAAAUUAGAAAGAGCAUUUUAGCUUCCUCUUAAGCUAUUCUUGAGUGUGUUUUUUUUAAAUUUCUGUGCAAAUCAGCCACCUCUGCAUUUAACUUUUCUCUUUCUCUGACAUUCAUCUUUUGCACAAUGCUCAUCAACAUGCUUGUUUUUUAAUACAUUAUAUGAUUUUGUUGAUAAACUUGUUAAGAGCUUCACCUGGUUUGUCUUGUGAUGCCUGCACCUGUCAGUCUCACUUUGUUUCUUCACUCCCAUUUCAUUCUCUCUCUCUUAGUGCAUGCAUGUUUUGCUUGUGUGUGUGUGUGGGUUUUUUUUUUUUCAAGGCACUAGUAGUUCUUUUUUUUUUGGUAUAUAUAUACAUGUAUAGGGUGCAUAUUUGAAUAAAAUUUUAGUGCGUAUCUCCAUACAUUUUUUAAUAAAAUGCUCUGUUAGUAUAUUUCUUUGCUACAUUCCAGAUGUACUAGAGAGAGAUGAAACAUCUACAUUCUAAAGUUGUGCAUGUAGGGCAGUGUCUAAGAGGAAGUUGUGAUACUUUAUGACAUUAUACUGAGAUAGCAACAGGGUGUGUAGCCUAUCCUUCUGUUAUUAUAAUAAAUCUUUUCAUAGACUUUUUUGUACAAAUAUGUCAGUCACAUGGUAUGGGUUUUAUUAGGCCAUCAUUGUAUCGUACAUCCAUAACAGAAAAUAACUGUUCAGAGCAGAUAUUUCAAAUCAAUAAAGCUGUUAUAGUUGUUAAGGAAUGCAAACAAUUGUGGAUUUCCAAGACAGAAUACAAGGACUAUUAAAAAAUAGCAUUAGACAUAACAUUUAUUCUAUUUUGUGCAUGUAUCAAGUCCACACUGUACCUUUUUCUGUGAUUCUUGUAAAGAUUUUGAAAAUUUGGGUGAAAAAAAGAUAUGGGGAUCGUUUCAUGUCCUGGGACAGUAUUUGUUGUGCUACUGAAUGCUUAUGCAUCAGCUUUCUGCUUGAUUUUUUUUUUUUCGGAUCACUUUAGAAUGCUAUGCUUUAGAACAUGUAGAUCAGGAUAUCAAGGCUGAAAUCAGAGUUUUAACCUAUGUUUGCCUGGAGAGAUGAGAUGGGCAGCUAUGCAUUCAGCUGUAUUACAAGAAAUACUGACUCGAGUGUAUGUAUAUCUGACAUAUGUUUUAGAUGUCACAGUCAGGUGUGAAGAGAGAGAGAAAGAGUGUGUGGCUGUUUAAUAUUAAUAUGCAGUUCAUUGUUGUUGGAGAUUUAUGUAGAUUUCUAAAAGAAAAGCUUGUCAUCUUUUUCUUUGACUGAUAUUAUAGGAAUGGCAAGAAGAAUGAGGUUUAACCAAACAGUUUGAAAUCAGUCAUGAUUCAUGUCUUAAUGUCUUCAAGAUUUGCCAUUUUGAUAGGACAAUCUCCUGAAUUUCUUUCACAAUGGUGAAGAGUUGCGCACAAGGUUAAGAUCACCCCAGAUGUCGUAUGUAAUUUUACUGUGAGUUCCUUAUCUCACUAGAAGUUUCAGGUAAAUUUACUUUGAGUUCCUUAUCUCACUACUAGUUGUAGAUAGUUCCAUUCUGUCUCACUUGAAGAUUAAAGUCGGAUAGUAGGAAGUCUCAGUUGUUAUGUUUCAUGAUCUCACAUGACUUGGCAAAGGCAUUUCAUUUUUAAAGAAAACCAUUCAAACCUCAUCCGUAGUAUAAGCAACAUGAAACAUGAAGAUAUUAAUAAAACAACAUCAAAGACCAUUUAAGAUUCAUAUAUCACAAGAUAAUUUUAGACUUCCAGCAGCAAAUUCAGCACAUGAUUUGUAGACAUAGUAAGCUUAAUGCGAUUCAGCUGUCACUGAAGCAGCUAUCCAUGUUCUUUCAAUAAAAGAAUAAGGAUUUAUUUAAAAUAGUACUGACAUUUUAGUCUUAUUAAUCCUCAGCAGCCAUGCAUGACGUUAGACUUAAAAACACACUACCCUCAUCCCACCGCAUACCACAUUCACCUGCUGUUGUUCAGGGUUUUUAAAAAAGGUGUGAAGGAAGAACUACACAGAUGCAAUGAAGUAGAUGAUAAUAUCAGAUGUGAAGUCACAAACAUGUUUAUCUUCCUGCAGGGUGCCUGGCUAGUGGGAGGACUAGAGAUUUGAGAAGUUGAGUGGAGUCAUCAGUAAUCAUUGUCUUCAUAUUUAUUUCAGAUUUUGCUGAAACCCAACUCGCAAUCACUAACCUCAGAAAUGUGCUCUGCUUUCAAUUUUUUGAAAAUUAAUUACAUGUGUGUUUACAUUUUUGCGACAUAGAACCAAACGGUGCCUGUCAGCAUUAUUUUGUACAGUAAUUUUGAUCUUCCAUUAGUAAUGGGUAGUAGCAUUAGUAGACACAACUGGAAAAGUUUUGUGUAUUAUUUAUUGAUAAGCACAAGUCACUAAAAUUUUUCCAAGAAAUGAAAGGUUGUACAAAUUAUAUCCAUGCUAAUGGCAUUGUAGUUAGGCCGCUGGCAUUGUAUGCUUGCUCUUGACUGUUCUUGGAAAGAAAGUGGCUUAUCAAAACUACUUGUUCGGGCUUUUAUGGUUUGUGGUGGUCUCUGCGUCAAAGCUAACGUCUCAUGAUAAUCUCAUUUAAGGCUCAGAGUAUUUUGUGAAAUAACCUGCAUCUGAUUGUUUGUAGUAGCCAGUGGAUGCAACAGUAUCUGUGAUUGGGGCCAGUGAUUUGAAAAGAAAGUUUGUCCUUAUUCCAUUUUCAUUGUUGGCUACAAAGCUUAAACGUUCCUGUAUCUUAGUCACAACAUUUGCUUCUUGUACUUCUGUGUCAAGUAUUUGCACCAUGACUUAUAUUGUUGGCUACCAUGGAGGAGGGGGUGAGUUGCAUACAUGAGAAAGAGUGUACUUCUGCACAACUAUGUAUAACAUACCUGUCACAAAAUGUUUAUUAGCGUGCAUGUAUGUACAAAAGCCAGAACUAUUUAAGACCAAGACUGUUUUGUUUAUGUUCCCAGUAAACUUCAGUAUUGCAAUAAUGCACCCAAGGCCUAAACAGACGAUACACAAUUUUGUGGUGUUGCUUAUGAGACAUAUCUUCUGUUGUGUGCAUUAUUCAGGCGGCUUUUAUAUGUCCAUUCCACUUGGUGUGGCAUUUCUCUACCUAAAACUAACAUUUGUGACCAACUUGUGCAUAGACAGUGACAGAAGUAUGGGCUGUAUGCCUGUUAAAAUGUAGGUGUCCUCUUUUUUCUUUGUCUCCUCCUAACCAGGUGAUACACAGGUCAGCAUAGCUAGUUAGUAAAUGUGCAAUGUUCUUGUACAGUUUUAGAUGGUAGGUAUGAAAGAAAUGUAUGGAAUUUUCACUUCAUUUUUAAAUUAAAAAGAUGGUAAUGGAAAGUUUGUACAAAGCAGAAUUCUAGCACAAGGGGAGGCUCUGUGCUUGUUACACAGUGUGGAUUGAACAUAUUUGCAAUAGCAAAGAACAUCCUCAUAUAAAAAUAUAUAAUAUCAUUGUAACAUGUAACAUGGAAGUGAGCACAAUGUACUUUACAAGGAGCAGUAGCUAAUGAAGCUGGAUGACUGAGAAGGGUGUCACAAUCAGGCAAACAUACACACUUUCCACACUUAAUACAGUUUCUAAAACAGUAAAAUAUACUCACACAUAACUGUACUCAUGUUAUUUUUCAAAAUAAAGUCACAAUCCAAAGUCAAACACAAGAUGCCAAAAAGCAGUUCAUGUGCUAUAGUAGUGUUGAUAUGCUGUGCUAAAAAAAGGAAUGUUCACACUGGAUCACACAAUCUUCACAGUAUAAAAAUGAUUUGUUCCCUCAAGUUAUCUAUUAUUUAAAUUUAUAGGUUGUGCAGGCAUUUCCUAUGAAGAUUUUCUGAUCUGUAACCUUAAAAUUGAUCUAAAUAUUAGUUAACACCGCAUUGUUAUUUGCACCAUAUGUAAUUGUGGAACAUUCCAGGUGUCAUGCAAAAGUGUCUUGUUUGGAUGAGCAUUUAGUAUGAAUUUUUUGUUGCCAUUGUCAACCACUCAUCUUGAACAUCCUCCAUUAUCAUUUAUCUGAAAAUACAGAUGAGAUUGCUGUGUUGUUUAGAACUACUAAACAAAGCAUAUUUUAGUCAGAAACUGCCAUUUUUGUGGAAAUGCUUAUGAUAAACAAUAAACAUUUCCAUUUAAUUUUGAAAAAUUCUUUUUCUUAGCUUGAAUUUAUUUUGGUAUCAAGUCAGACUAUAAUAAUAAUGUAUAAGAGUUAUCGCAUAGAUAUUUCAGAAAAAAUAGAGAAACAUUUCUCUUUCAAUCACACUAAACUCAAAUUAUUUUGUUGGUUCUUGACAAAGUUAUAAUUAUUACUUAUAAUGGGUACAUUUUGCAUACAUACCUGCUUGCCAGACCUUAUACUAAGUCCCAUUUAAAGUACCAGUACAUUUACAGCUGCCAUUGAGAGGACAACACUCAAGUUUCCUUUAGUUGACUGCUCUGUAAUUAUCUUUUUACCAGUUUUCUUCAUAACGCUUUCCUCACUUUUUAUAGCUACACACUCCAAACUUUUUUUUAAGUGCUCUCAAUUAGACAAGUAAAUGCAGACUUUGAGAGUGAAAAUACUUUAGAACUUUGAGGCUUACCAUAUUACGGCUGAUGUCUUUAUCAUGUUAGCCUGCUUACAAAGAGCCCAUAAUCCAAAGAAAGCUUUCUUUAAGAGAAUUUUUUUUUCCAUCGUAAGUUGAAACAGGUGUCUCUGAUGAAGUUUAUAUUUACUCAAAUGGGUAUCAACUGGAGCAUAGCAAAAUUUCAUGGAAGCUGUUUGUAAUGGUGCUGAAAGUGUUAAAUCUGUGGUUAUAAAUCUAUGAUUCCACAUUCUGUUGGAGAAAUAUGCUUAGAAAAAUGCUCAUCUUUGCUUAACUAAAACAUUUAUUCAUUGAAAUUAUUGAUCUGUUUUAUCUUGCAAUUAUCAUGCAGGUCAUAUAGGUAUUGCAAACUGAAUUUUCAGUUACAUUAAAGCGGAUAGGUAUGAUUAAAGAGAACAUGCUUUUUGCUUUUUUAGGUUACUUUUGCAUUUACAAAGCAAAAUGGCAUAGCUUUGACAUAUAAGGAAGGAUUCUGAGACAUUUCUGUUUGGUGGCCAUUUUUCUUCAAUCAUUUGUAUAGCGGUUACUUUUGUAAACACUAACAUAACUCUUUGUCAAUCAAAAGUUUUCCAUAAACUGUGAAAUUUGAACUAUAAAGAGAAGAUUGGCAAGUUUGCAAUUAAUCUCCACUAAACUGGUUUUUAGCGUACAGAAAGCUGCCCCUAAGUAAAGAAAAUACAGAGAUCUGCGUCAUUUUGAUCCUGCGAGUUAAUUCCUACUUAUUUACUUGAAUUUCAGCUUUGUAUUUUGGAAGACCAAAUAGCUGUUCUUAUUAUUGAAAUAAUUAUUAUGCUUUUAAUGUUUUAUGCUAGCCAUGCUGUUAUUAAUUUUCUAUGAAGUGGUUUUCUUUGAGAUUAGGUAUUCUUGUUUUAGUAAGAUUUUAGUAUUUUGCAUUUGAAAAUAUUUGAAUCAGUCAGAUCAAUGAUCUUGUAUAUAUCUGAUAAUUCAUGCAGAUGAUAAUUGCAUUUUUCCAUAAAUUUGAACACACAUUUCCCCCUUAUUUUAAAAAGAAAAGUGAUUGAGAAUGUAAAGUUUUCACAGGGUUAACACUCAUUUUUGGACUUGUGUUCCAUUUCAUGGUUUUGAAAACCUGAUGCUUAAAUACUUGGGCAUAAUGCCACACACAAAAAAAAAAAACUGCUUUGGCAAUGGUUGCGUGCUUUAAGUCGGGAUUUAUCGGACUGGCUUAAUCUUUAGUUUUAAACUGUCACAUGCAGGGCUAUUGGUCAUAUGGAUGACUUUGUUUGCAAAUUUGUUAACAAGGUAUUUGAAUCCUUUAUCUCCUGUGACUAUUGGGUUUGUACGUGUGUGUGCGUGUGUGGGUGAGGUGUAAAAUUUAACCACUACAGACCAUAGAAAAGUAUUAUGUGUUGCUUCAGGAGUUGUCCCCUUCUUUCCACACAUGAUGUUAGACCUAGACCUUGGCAUUCAUGAUUUAUAAAAUGUUAGAUUUGUGCUUCUUGCUGCUGCUGGUGACGAUGAACAAAUUAUCACUGCAUUCCACCCUUUAUAUGUGCUGAAUUCUAUAUGCUGUCCUCCUUACUGUCUUCACAACUCGUGGUAUGCUAUCUCUGGCACCUUUUCUUCUAUUGCCUUUGAAGAAAAUUUCUUAAAAGAAGAUGAUUAAAUAUUCAGCACAUAUGUUGUACCAGCACCAAA
Messenger RNA from Pomacea canaliculata, 13737 nucleotides. Its product is annotated as AP2-associated protein kinase 1-like. The transcript is spliced from 16 exons. Gene Ontology annotation, molecular function: protein kinase activity; ATP binding. NCBI's taxonomy places the organism in Eukaryota, Metazoa, Mollusca, Gastropoda, Architaenioglossa, Ampullariidae. The coding region runs from base 32 to 4048 and encodes 1338 amino acids. Gene Ontology annotation, biological process: protein phosphorylation. The record is from RefSeq and is a predicted model, not a curated record.